CCCCCCCCCCCUCCCUCCCUGAGGCGUCUGUUCCGUGCAGUGAGGAGCUGCGGGAGAGCAGCGCGGAACCGGACCCGAACCGGACCCGAACCCCAACCCAGCGGCACAGCCAGCCCGCCGGCUAUGAGGCCCAGCAGCGUCGCCUCCCCGUGAGGAGCAGCAGAGGGCCCGUGGCGGCGCGGGGAGCGCGCAGAACGCCGCCCCGCCACAGGAAGCCAUUUUGUGGGCCCCCUCCUCCUCCUGCUGCUCUGCCUCUGCCCUCCUCCUCCUCCUCCUCCUUCUUCUCCUCUCUCUUUUUGUUUUUUCCGCCGCCGCCCUCCGCCUCCUCUUCCCAAGCGGUUUGCGGCCGGUGCUGCCCGGCUGAGGUGUGCGGGGGGAGCCCGGUGAGCGAGGGCGGCGGCGGGGGAAGGGGUGAGCCGGGGGCCGGAGCGGGCGGCGGCCUCCGCCGCGCCUCCCCAUGGCGAAGAAAACCUACGACCUGCUCUUCAAGCUGCUCCUCAUCGGCGACUCGGGGGUCGGCAAGACCUGCGUGCUCUUCCGCUUCUCCGACGAUGCCUUCAACACCACCUUCAUCUCUACCAUCGGGAUAGACUUCAAGAUUAAAACUGUUGAAUUACAAGGAAAGAAGAUCAAGCUACAGAUAUGGGACACAGCAGGGCAGGAACGAUUUCACACCAUCACCACCUCCUAUUACAGAGGUGCCAUGGGCAUCAUGCUAGUGUAUGACAUCACCAAUGCCAAGAGCUUUGAAAACAUCAGCAAGUGGCUCAGAAACAUAGAUGAGCAUGCCAAUGAAGAUGUGGAGAGGAUGCUGUUAGGAAACAAGUGUGACAUGGAAGAUAAAAGGGUUGUCCCUAAAGCAAAAGGAGAACAGAUUGCUAGGGAGCAUGGUAUUAGGUUUUUCGAAACUAGUGCAAAAGCAAAUAUAAACAUUGAGAAGGCAUUCCUCACGUUAGCAGAAGACAUUCUUCGAAAGACCCCUGUAAAAGAGCCCAACAGUGAAAAUGUAGAUAUCAGCAGUGGAGGUGGGGUGACGGGCUGGAAGAGCAAGUGUUGCUGAACCUUCUCCUCUCUCACCAAUCGCCAUCCACCGCCCCUUUUUUCUCGCUGCAAAACAAACCACUCUGCCCGUUUUUAACCUUAAAAACCAAUGGUUUUGUUCCUCAUCUUAACAAGCUCCUGUCUCCCUUGGGUUUUUCCGUUUAGGACGGCUUGCAUACUCUUUAAUUUUCUCAACAAACAUGUAUAGGAAAAUCAUCUCCGUGACUUCAUUUUUCUUUCUGUUGUUCUUUUGGUUUUAUUCCGUGCCACCUCGCUCAGCCCACCGCUUCAUCUUGGUUGUAUUAUAGCCCCGUUCCUCCUGCCAUCUGAAACAUCUAGCAGUCAUACUCUUCUCAACUCUCUUCUGCAAAUUGUAUAAGAAUAAAAAGUUAGAAUUAACAAUUUAUUUUGUACAACAGUGGAAUUUUCUGUCAUGGAUAACGUGCUUGAGUCACCGUGUUCUCGUAGACGCAUCAGCAAAAAGAGCCAGGAAAACAUUGUCUGCCUUGAGUCUGUGAAUGGGGUUUAUUUGUCCUGUGCCUUAUGUGGAAAGGAACUUUUGUUUUCACUUUUUAUUUUAUUUUAUUUUAUUUUUUUUUAAAUCUCUUCUUCUGGUGGAAGCAUGUGCAGGAGACAUCCCAUCCAUACUUGAUGACUAUUUUAAAAUACUGAACUCUUUUGUGAUUGCUUUCUGUACUUGUUGGUGUAAAUGCAUCGAGGACUAAGGGUGGUGCAACAACAACAAAUAAUAAUUAAUGACAUUUAAUCUGCUGUGUCUCCUUUUUGGUGACCUAACCCUUCAGAACUGUUCCUGCUGCCAUGUUUGUGGUUUUGUUUGUUUUGGUUUUGGGUUUUGGGUUGUUUUUUUUUCCCCUCCCCUUCUUCUCACUCGCGGCUCUUUCCUUUUGCCUGCAUGCUGCUUUUCUUUGCAUUUCUUCAUGGUGUGAUGUGUUAAUUCAAAAGGAUGGCAACCCGGUAUGUUUGCCAAAAAAAAAAAAAAGAAAAAAAAAAUUAAUACAAAGCACUGAUUUUAGCUUUCAAGGUAAAAAUGUUGAGGAUUCCUACUAACUUCCCUCUAGCCAGUGUCCGUUCACUAGUACCUCUCCUCUCUCUCCUCCUGCAUAGCCGUUGGGUUUUAUGAUAUGGAAGAGUUCUUUGCAUGCACUAGUUUUCCUAUGGAGGGUGAUGUGGUUGUCUACUUUGUGUGUAUGAAUAUAACAUGCAAUCCCCCCAGAACUGACAGCAGUUAACACGAACUUUUUUGAAGUUCUCUCUUACCCGUUCGCCCGCUCCGAGACGUCGCCCGCUGGCCCAGCCCAAGGGCUGAGUGCAACUCGGAGUUAAAAAAGAAAAAUAGAAAAAAAGGAAAAAAAAAAAAAAGAGCUGGCAGUUUAAUUUAUUACCUCCCUAAAAGUUGAAAAACGGAGUAAUUUGGGAUUUGGGUCAGUCCUGCCCUUGCCUCCUGGCCGAGUGGACUUUGUCAGCUGCUCCUGGGUGUAGGUUCCUCCCGCUUUGCGUUCAGAACCCCGCGUGGGAGAGCUGCUCCUGCCAGGGGGGGAAAUGAUAUUUUUAAUUGAUGAUGCUUCCUCCCCGAGCCUCACCUUCCCCCGGGGUGCUGCAGGAGUCUGUGCCUCGCUCUGGGGCUUGGGGCUGCCCCUGGGAAAUGCUCCAAGGAGGAAAUGACAACGCCGUUGGGUUGAACGGGAACGGUGUUUGAACAGUGAAAGCUCUCCUGCUGGAAUGCCUGCCCAGGGAGUGACUCCACCACCACCACCACCACCACCACCGAGCUGGGUCCCUUCUUCCCCUCUGCUGUUUUGGCAUUUUGUCUCUGGUGUUGUUAACCCUUCCCUGGCCCAGUGGCUGGUGGGGUCAGGCAGGACCGGGCAGCGUUUGUAAAUAGAGUCCUGGCUCCCUGCUGGGGACAGCUGCACUUUCUAACCUGAUCAAAAAGGGAAAAAAAAAAAAAAUAAUGGGAGAAAUAGACAUCAAGGGUUUUGGUUUGUUUUAUUUUAUUUUUUUUUUAAACGUGAUCUUUUUAUUUGCUUCCAGGGGCUCUGCUCCCUCUGUGUAAACCCUCUGUAGCCACUGUGUUCAUUGGGAGCCCAGAGCAGAGGUCAGGCCGCUCGCUGGUUCCACUCACUCCCUUCCCUCCCUUCCCUCUUAAUAAAAUGAAAUCUUUCCAGUCUGUCUACUUCUGUUGGGAUAAAAGAAAAAAAAAGAAAAAAAAAAAUACAAAAACCCAAGCAAACCAUGGAUUUUAACCACGUGGCUUUGUUUUGUGUUGUGGAGUGCAAGGCCCAGCCGAGGAGGAGUGAGCAACAAGAGUCGAUGCAGAAUAAAAGAGAAAAAGACAACCAAAAAAAAGGAAAGUAAGAAUAAUAAUGAUGAUGAUGAUGAUGAUGAUGAUGAUGAUAAUAAUAAAUCACGUUGGAGGAAUUUGCUGUAACUUUUAUUCCUGCUGGUAUCUAAAACUCCCUGCCUAGCACACUAACUGCUGGUGAAACCUCUUCUGGGAAGACACCCCCUUCCCCAGCCCCUGCCUGGGAUGAAGCCAAGGCCAGCCUGGAAAAGGUCAUAAAACAGAAAUUAAA
Calypte anna (Anna's hummingbird) is the source of this 3635-nucleotide messenger RNA. RefSeq names its product RAB10, member RAS oncogene family (gene RAB10). Gene Ontology annotation, molecular function: GTPase activity; GTP binding. The record is from RefSeq and is a predicted model, not a curated record. Gene Ontology annotation, biological process: cellular response to insulin stimulus. Bases 458 to 1060 code for a protein of 200 amino acids. Lineage: Eukaryota; Metazoa; Chordata; Aves; Apodiformes; Trochilidae. The transcript is spliced from 6 exons. Gene Ontology annotation, cellular component: recycling endosome; insulin-responsive compartment; Golgi apparatus.